Molecule: messenger RNA, 443 nt
Organism: Odontomachus brunneus
Lineage: Eukaryota; Metazoa; Arthropoda; Insecta; Hymenoptera; Formicidae
Product: transcription factor MafB-like
Exons: 1
Coding region: 162-443 (93 amino acids)
Source: RefSeq, a predicted model, not a curated record
AUCGACGAACGAUAAGAGUACGACGACGAAAAUGAUCUACGAGUGCAAAUGGUGUUUCCCUCCUUCGUUUAAUUUACACCAGAAACGUAUCGACGGAUCACGAUCGCAGUGCAUGCCAAGUUGAAGUGAACUUUACGACAUGGAUUACUACGCAAGCCCGCAUGGAUAAUGCGUGUUUUCUACCGCGAUGUACAGUGAUUAUUGAUACCGAUACCGUUUUCGACUCAACCAGGAUGCAGCCGCAACAUGAGCAACGACGGGAGCUCGUCGCCGACUGCUGUUACCAGCAAUGGCCAGCGCAUCAUCACCAUCACCACCAUCAUCACCAGCAUCAGCAUCAUCACCUGCAUCAGCAUCAUCAUCAGUAUCAGCAACUGUCCGCUGUACCAUCGCCGAUGCAACAAAUGGAAGGUGAACUACGCAUUCUGGUCUGUCUUGUGUAA